Necator americanus (New World hookworm) is the source of this 429-nucleotide messenger RNA. RefSeq lists its product as uncharacterized. Gene Ontology annotation, molecular function: serine-type endopeptidase inhibitor activity. Gene Ontology annotation, biological process: negative regulation of peptidase activity. The coding region runs from base 1 to 429 and encodes 142 amino acids. Lineage: Eukaryota; Metazoa; Nematoda; Chromadorea; Rhabditida; Ancylostomatidae. The record is from RefSeq and is a predicted model, not a curated record. The transcript has 4 exons.
AUGAAAUUUCUGCUAUUUCUUUUGCUUGGCCUUUUCGCCGGGGCGUUCGGACAAGGAUAUGACCGUUCGGGGGAUAUAUGCAAUAUGAAAGAAGAUGAAGGACCAUGUAAAGCACUCCUGAAAAGAUGGAGAUGGGACUUCGAGGAAGGAAACUGUGUAGAAUUUAACUACGGCGGUUGCGAAGAGCGAAUCAUCUUGGAUCAAAUACUCCGACAUCGCGAAGAAACCACCCGUGACGACAAAGCAGGCUUUCGCCCUGGUCGAUCAACGAUUGAUCAGGCGUUUAUUGUGAGGAGAGUGAUUGAAGUGUGGCAGCAGUAUUCGGAGCCUCUACAUUUAGCAUUUUUAGACUUUGAAGCCGCCUUCGACCUCCCUCUCCUCACCGAGUCCGUCCUUUCAAUGAGCUUUGCGCCGAUGGAGUUUCAUUAA